CCUGUCUCACCCCUGUCUCCUCCAUCUUAUUCCUGUCUCCUCCAUCUUACCCCCGUCUUACCCCUAUCUCCCCUAACAGACCGUCAGCAAGUACAACUCCAGUACCACAAGCUGUUCCAGAGCGUCCCCAAGGAGGAGAUCCUUAUGAAAGUGUAUUCCUGCGCUCUCCUCCGAGACAUCCUACUUCAGGGCCGCCUCUACAUCUCCCGCAACUGGCUGUGUUUCUAUGCCAACCUCUUCGGGAAGGACAUCAAGGUGUCCAUUCCGGUGGUGUCAGUACGGCUGGUGAAGAAGCACAGGACGGCAGGCCUGGUACCCAACGGGUUGGCCAUCACCGUGGACACCAGCCAGAAGUAUGUGUUUGUGUCCUUGCUGUCUCGAGACAGUGUCUACACGUCCUCAGGAGGAUCUGCACACACCUUCAGGUGAAUGGGAAGAAAAGCCUUAGCCUGAAGCAGUACUUGGAGGAGCCUAGCUUACUAUCUAUGG
Molecule: messenger RNA, 489 nt
Organism: Salvelinus sp. IW2-2015
Lineage: Eukaryota; Metazoa; Chordata; Actinopteri; Salmoniformes; Salmonidae
Product: GRAM domain-containing protein 2A-like
Biological process (GO): regulation of store-operated calcium entry
Cellular component (GO): organelle membrane contact site; extrinsic component of cytoplasmic side of plasma membrane; endoplasmic reticulum membrane
Molecular function (GO): phosphatidylinositol-4,5-bisphosphate binding
Source: RefSeq, a predicted model, not a curated record